Ilex paraguariensis (yerba mate) is the source of this 1135-nucleotide messenger RNA. The record is from the annotation of a GenBank genome assembly. Lineage: Eukaryota; Viridiplantae; Streptophyta; Magnoliopsida; Aquifoliales; Aquifoliaceae.
UUCACUUUCAGUGACAACUACCCCUUAUCUCCUUUGUUUCUCUAUACCGUUGCACAUCCGCUGCCAACGACAGCCAGUAGCCGCCCAACCACUGCCUAUUUCAGUGGUGAGAGUGGAGCAGGUGAAACAGAAAGCACAAAAUUGCUCAUGCGGUAUCUUUCUUACUUAGGAGGUAGAGCUGCAUCUGACGAGAGGACUGUCAAGCAGCAAGUCCUGCAGUCAAAUCCGGUUCUAGAAGCAUUCGGUAAUGCAAAUACAGUCCGAAACAACAACUCCAGUGACUUUUCAUUUCUUCCCAACAUUUUGGACCAUGACCAGAUAAUAUCUUACGCUUUUUCUAUAAUCUAUGAUAUUGUAGAGGAUUCCCUCUACAAACAUGUAAUUGUAACUCAUGAUGAAACCAUUACCAAAUGGCUUGAUCCAGACGUUCCAGUUGUCAGCAGAGAUGCCUUGGCAAAUUGUGUACUAAUGUUUGUUUAUCUGAUAUAUCCAUGCUGUAGGCUUGUGGAUAAAAUCCAUAGUUCAUUUGGUCAAGACUCAGACUCAAAAUACUUAAUUGGUGUGUUGGAUAUAUAUGGAUUUGAGAGUUUCAAGAUAAACAGAAAAUUGCCUCGUUUAUACGAUAGUCAUAUGAUGACGCAGUACAAAGGGGCAGUCUUUGGUGAAUUGAGCCCCCAGUCCCACCCUAUUGCUUUUGCGGAUGCAGCAUAUAGUGGCGAGAGUGGAGCAAGUGAAACGGAAAGCACAAAAUUGCUCAUGCGGUAUUUUGCUUUCAUGGGAGGCAGAGCUGCAUCUGACGGGAGGACUGUCAAGCAGCAAGUCCUAGAGUCAAAUCCGAUUCUAGAAGCAUUCGGUUAUGCAAAUACAGUCAGAAACAACAACUCCAGUUUCUCCCAACAUUUUGCUUAUUUGGGAGGCAUAGCUGCAUCUGAGAGGAGGACUGUCAAGCAGCAAGUCCUGGAGUCAAAUCCGGUUCUAGGAACAUUCGGUAAUGCAAAUACAGUCAGAAACAAUGUAACUGCAGUCAGAAACAACAACUCCAGUGACAACUGCCGCUUAUCUCUUCUCUCUCUAUGCCGCUGCACAUCCACUACCAACGACAGUAAGCAGCUACCCCAACCACCACCUGUUUCAG